AUGGCGGUGAGCAUCGCCUGCCGCAUCGUGGGCAUGGGCCUGGCGGUGGCGGCGGCGGUGCUCAUGUCCACGGCGAGCCAGUGCACCAUCUACGCCGCCUACGGCGCGCGCCCCCGCACCGUGACAUACAGCGACUACCCGCCCUUCGUCUACCUCGUCGGCGCCGCCGCCAUCGCCGCGUUCCUCGAGGCCAUCGCCAUCGUCCUGUGCGUGUGGAAGAAGGGCAAGGGCAAGAAGGCCAAGGUGCUCAUGCCUCUGCUCGCCGCCGCCGUGCCGGCGCUGCUCUACUCCGCCACGGGGGCCGCGUUCGCCGCCGGCGCCGACAUGUCCUACUGCUCCGCGUACGGCAAGCGCGUCAGCGUCUGCACGGGGAGCGCCGCCGGCAGCAGCAGCAACUUCUGCAGCCAGGUGCACAUCGCCGUCUACCUCUCGCUGGCGGCGGCGAUCGUCGUCUCCGCCGCCGAGGUGGUGAGGGCCUUGGGAGGGUCGGGGUCCGAUGGCGGAUCGGACUCGGACUCCAGCUCCAGCUCCGAGUCCGGUGGCUGUGACCAUGGCUGCCACCACAAGCAUUAG
This is a messenger RNA of Setaria italica (foxtail millet), 573 nucleotides long. RefSeq names its product CASP-like protein 1U3. The transcript has a single exon. The coding region runs from base 1 to 573 and encodes 190 amino acids. NCBI's taxonomy places the organism in Eukaryota, Viridiplantae, Streptophyta, Magnoliopsida, Poales, Poaceae. The record is from RefSeq and is a predicted model, not a curated record.